Molecule: messenger RNA, 2070 nt
Organism: Phalaenopsis equestris
Lineage: Eukaryota; Viridiplantae; Streptophyta; Magnoliopsida; Asparagales; Orchidaceae
Exons: 8
Coding region: 61-1644 (527 amino acids)
Source: RefSeq, a predicted model, not a curated record
GAGCAGUGCAUCGACCUUUUCUUCUUCGUCGUGGAUUUUUGCUUAGGGUUACUGCCAAAAAUGGAGAAGGUCUCAUCAGACGGCGACGGCGAGCAUGACGCAAGCGGGCGAGGAUUAUCUCGUUCGAAAACCAACUUUAGAUUUAGGGUUUCACCUGCUUCUUCCGAUGCUGGCAUACGAAGAAGGGUAAAGUUUUCGGAUUCCACAAUUAUUUGUGAACCAGAAGCGAUGCAGAAUGGAUCAUUGGCCCGAAAUGAAGUAGCUCAUCUUUCAUGCUAUGAUAGUGCAAAAACCUCCGAGUUGAAAUCUUUCAAGAGAUUAUUGGAAAAAACAACAGAAAAGCAUUAUUUUGAUGAAGUUGCUAAAAGUGAUAUCAAACUGAAAAAAGGCAAAACAACAGACUUCAUGGAAGGUGAUUUUAAUGCUGAUUCUCAGCGCUUCCGUUUUGGACAAUCUUUUAGAAGGGCAUCAUCAGCUAUACAAAAUGUUUCAUCUACUGUGCAGGGCUUCUUAUCUUCACCUACUCUAGUUUUGCAGAAACAGUCAUUAAAAAACAAAGCUGAAGGAAAUAAUGGUGCGGGAAGAUCAGUGCCAAUUUCAAAGAUUACACAUGUUGAUCGACUGUUUCAUCCUUCACCUCUCACAGUUGGGAAAAAUUGUGUCUGCGGACAUUCAGGAACCAUGCAAGAGCAUGAAGGGACUUUUUCGGAAAAGAGAGCAUUCCUACUUCAGUUAGCAGCUGGGACUAGUUUGCAAAAUAUUGACGAAUUCUUCUCUAACAGAUCAGAUUUCCUUCUCGAGAUUCUUCGAAGGCUAGGAAUUAGGAGAGAUGCAAACAUACAUGAGAAGCUCCAAAAUCCAGAACAAAAGAUGAGUUCUCAAUUUCCUGUAUCGUUCAAGAGAAGCAAUCAAAUUGCUAAUUUUUGUGAAAACCCACAAGAGGAUUUUUGUGUCAAUAAGAUUGAACAAUAUGACAAUCUUUUAGAGCUAAAAUGGGAUGAUACUGAGAUUCAGGCUCUUCCAUACAAUAAUUCCCCAAUAACAAAGUUCAAAAUCGAACAUUGGAUGCCAGAUUUAUCUACUGAGAAAACUCUUCCACUUUUGUGCAAUUUCAAAAAUCCUGCUUCAGCCAUUGAAUUGAUCAAAGAAUUUGAUUUCAGCGAGUACAGAUACACUGAUGAAUCUCAAGCCCUGCUUAGCCCACCAUGUGAUAUUUCGGAGUUCAAUGUAUUUUUAGCUCAUAAUGCCAGUUAUAUGGGACAAUUAUGCAAAAGCCUGAAUUGCAAUUCAGUACUAAACCACAAAGAAAUGUUUGAUUUGUCUGUUGCAGAAGAUUCAGAUACUUCAUUCAAUUCAAACGUAGAAUUAAAUAGUAGCAGCCAUGGAUUUCUUAGAAGAAAUCAUGAUUCAUUCCAAGCUGACUAUAUCCUCCCCGACAUUUAUAAUUCUGAUAGUCUCCUCCAACAACAAGCACUUUCUGAAGAACAAUUUAUCUUCCCUUUGCUGGAGUGGGAUGCUGCUGCAGAGCAAGAGAUGUCAACUCCUAUAUGUCUUGUUUCAAAAGAGUUGGAUCAAAUUACAGAAUCCCCCCUAUAUGAUACUUUUGAUUUUCACGACGACAUAGGAAGUUUUGAGCUUUUUUAAUGUUGAUGGAAGGGAAGGUCUCAGUUUUUACAGAGCUACAGUGUUGAUUUCAUUUAGCAAGAUUGGGAGCAUGGUAUGCGUGAUUCUCUGUUCGGCAAACAGAAUUAUUCUGAUAGUAGUGAAGGGAAAAAGAGGUUUAAGGGAGAUCCAAAUGAUGUUUCUGUAAAUAUGUUUAGAUUGAGAAUUAAAUACAAGCCCUUAUGUUUUGAUUCCUAUUUGCCUAUUCCUAUUAUCUAGUUGGUGACUUUUUAACUAUUUAUUUAUUUGUAAAUUUUGUUUUUUUUUUUUAUUUGGAAUUGAGAUAUCUUCUUUGAUUAAGAGUUUCCUGUUGAUUGCGUCACAAGACUCUUAUUGCUGGAUUCUGUUUUUAGUAUCUGGAGUUACCAAAAACUCAGCUUCAUUAAAGGUAAAAAGGUUUCUACUAAG